This is a messenger RNA of Aspergillus viridinutans, 609 nucleotides long. RefSeq lists its product as uncharacterized. Bases 1 to 609 code for a protein of 202 amino acids. NCBI's taxonomy places the organism in Eukaryota, Fungi, Ascomycota, Eurotiomycetes, Eurotiales, Aspergillaceae. The record is from RefSeq and is a predicted model, not a curated record. Gene Ontology annotation, molecular function: monooxygenase activity; heme binding; iron ion binding. The transcript has 2 exons.
AUGAAUGUGUUGCUGGCCGGUCGUGAUACGACUGCUAGUCUACUCGGUAACCUGUUCUUCAUGCUGGCUAAGAAGCCGGAGAUUUGGAACAGGCUGCGUGCAGAAAUAGCUAGUUUAGAGGGCCGGGCACCAACGUAUGAGGAGCUCCGCGGCCUUCGAUACGUUCAAUGCUGUAUAAAUGAAUCGCUCCGUUUACACCCCGUUGUCCCGCGCAAUGAACGCCAGGCGGUACGGGAUACAGUCCUACCUCUCGGAGGAGGCAGUGAUGGUCUCUCACCUGUCUUCGUGCCCAAGGGUACCAUCGUAUCCUACAACGUCUACGCGAUGCAUCGGCGGCCUGAGUUCUACGGCCCAGACGCAGAGGAAUUCCGUCCUGAGCGCUGGGAGGAUGGAAAGCUGCAGCCGCGCUGGGGUUACCUGCCGUUUAAUGGCGGCCCGCGCAGCUGCAUCGGGCAGCGAUAUGCGUUGACUGAAGUUAGCUAUGUUCUUGUCCGGAUGGCGCAGGAGUUCCGGAUCCUGGAGAGUCGGGAUCCGGGCCCGUGGGAGGAAUCCCUGGCUUUGACGCUGUGCUCGCGGAAUGGAAGGAGGGUGUGUCUUGUUCCUGGUUAA